AUGAUCUCUGGCCUUGCCUACUGCUUUGUGAUAUCUAUGAGAAACGUCAGAUGCCUUCGUAGCUCCGCCCCCCCCCAGCUGCUAUGGAGCGGCCCGGAGCAUCGCCGCCGUGCUGACCCAGCUACCCGAGAGGCCACGCCCUAUUCCCGCCUGACUUCUGACCCGGUCACCCGACAGACCACGCCCCUUUCCCGCCUGACUUCUGACCCGGUCACCCGACAGGCCACGCCCCUUUCCCGCCUGACUUCUGACCCGGUCACCCGACAGACCACGCCCCUUUCCCGCCUGACUUCUGACCCGGUCACCCGACAGACCACGCCCCUUUCCCGCCUGACUUCUGACCCGGUCACCCGACAGGCCACGCCCCUUUCCCGCCUGACUUCUGACCCGGUCACCCCACAGACCACGCCCCUUUCCCGCCUGACUUCUGACCCGGUCACCCGACAGGCCACGCCCCUUUCCCGCCUGACUUCUGACCCGGUCACCCGACAGGCCACGCCCCUUUCCCGCCUGACUUCUGACCCGGUCACCCCACAGACCACGCCCCUUUCCCGCCUGACUUCUGACCCGACCACGCCCCUUUCCCGCCUGACUUCUGACCCGGUCACCCGACAGACCACGCCCCUUUCCCGUCUGACUUCUGACCCGGUCACCCGACAGGCCACGCCCCUUUCCCGCCUGACCUCUGACCCGGUCACCCGACAGACCACGCCCCUUUCCCGCCUGACUUCUGACCCGGUCACCCGACAGACCACGCCCCUUUCCCGACUGACUUCUGACCCGGUCACCCGACAGGCCACGCCCCUUUCCCGCCUGACCUCUGACCCGGUCACCCGACAGAUCACGCCCCUUUCCCGUCUGACUUCUGACCCGGUCACCCGACAGACCACGCCCUUUUCCCGCCUGACUUCUGACCCGGUCCCUGACCCCGACAGACAUUUUGCCACGAGUCACGGCCAAGUUCGGUGGGGCCUCCUCCGCCUUCAUGGAGCCACGCUCUGGGCUCCCUCUUCGGGCCUGCCGCUCUCCGGGCGUCUCGCUGCCAGCAGGGCCUCUGCACAAGCCCCGGCACUUCCAGUCUCCCCGGCGCUAUGA
Molecule: messenger RNA, 1095 nt
Organism: Penaeus indicus
Lineage: Eukaryota; Metazoa; Arthropoda; Malacostraca; Decapoda; Penaeidae
Product: mucin-2-like
Exons: 2
Coding region: 1-1095 (364 amino acids)
Source: RefSeq, a predicted model, not a curated record